Molecule: messenger RNA, 729 nt
Organism: Exophiala aquamarina CBS 119918
Lineage: Eukaryota; Fungi; Ascomycota; Eurotiomycetes; Chaetothyriales; Herpotrichiellaceae
Exons: 2
Coding region: 1-729 (242 amino acids)
Cellular component (GO): Mis6-Sim4 complex
Source: RefSeq, a predicted model, not a curated record
AUGGAUGAAGAUUCCAUCACUGGCAUCAAGGCCGCAUUCAUCAGAUCUCAAGUCCGCCAUCUUUCCGCUCCACUGCAGCCAUCAACAACGUGGAGGGAUUUUGCCCCGGAGCCUGCAGACGGCCGACUCAGUGAGAAAGCAAUACAAGACAUUGUGUCAAAGGUCGACGACAAAGUCAAGCAGCACAACCGCAUGAUCUUCUCAGCCCAGUCGCAACGCCAUGUCGCCGAACAGAUCGAGACCCUGUACUGGAAUCGAGUCACCGCUGCAGAAGACCAUGCAGAAAUCGACACCGUAGUCGUCCGGCGUGAUGCAGUUCUCACAGACACCUCCACGAUUGCAAACUUGCCCGAAGAUUACGCUGAUCUCCAUCUCCACACAGAUCACCUACGGCAGGAUGACGAAGGGACGCAGUACAAGGACUCACGAGAGAAAUUGCUAGAGUUGAGCCAGGAGCGAGAUGCGCUGAAAAAGAGAGUUGCACAAUAUCAGCAGUUGCACAAGAUGCUCGAUCCCUUGCAAGAUCCAGUGGCAAACAUUCAGCCCAACCUUGUCACCAGAGAUGGUGAGUUGAGUCAAGAACUGGAUCGAAUGCGAGUCCUGCUUGCAAGGGUUUCUGCAAGGCUGGCGGAGACGGGCAGCAGACCUGCGAACAAGCAACUCGGGCAAUCAAGCCCAAGGUCAACGACGAACGCAGAAAAAAUAACAAGACUCCUGGAAACGACUUGA